AUGACUUGUUCAAGUGAAAACUUAGCAAAAGCGGUUGGAGGAAAAACCGCUAGAGCUUGUGAUAGUUGCAUCACAAAGAGAGCACGUUGGUAUUGUGCUGCAGAUGAUGCUUUUCUCUGUCAAGGUUGUGAUUCUUCAGUUCAUUCUGCUAAUUCUUUGGCUAGGAGACAUGAAAGAGUUCGUUUGAAAACGGCGUCGUAUAAGCCCGUUGGUGAUAUCAAUUCUGGUCCGUUUUCUGGUUUUACUAAGAAAGCUAGAACACCGAGACAAGGGAAACAGAAGAGUAAUGGUAAUGGUAAUGUUAAUGUUAAUGUUAGUGUUAAUGUUAAUAAUCCGUUUCAUCUUGUGCCGGAAUUGGGAUUGGAUGAGGUUCAAUCGGGUUCGAAUGAAGAAAAUGAGGAGCAGUUGCUUUAUAGGGUACCGAUUUUUGAUCCUUUUGUUGCUGAAUUAUGUACUAGUUCUCCUUCGGUUGGUUCAACUGAAGGAGGACUAGAAAUGGUAAGUGGUGUUUCUGCUUUCGCUUCUGAUAGGAGCGAAAGCAGAAUCCGUUUGAGUGGUGGUGAGAGUAAUAUUGAGAUGGAAGGCUUUCGCGGGCUUCUUCCAUCUGAUAUUGAAUUAGCUGAAUUCGCAGCUGAUGUCGAGAGUUUAUUGGGUAAGGGAUUAGAAAACGAGUGUAUGGGAAUGGAAGAGCUGGGAUUGAUCGAUGCGAAACAAGAGGAUGAGGAAUGGGAGUGUAGUGGGAAGGUGAAGGAAGAAGGUGAAGAGGUUCAUGAAGUUGUUGAGGGAGAUGAUAAUAUAAAGGAUAUGGGGAAAGAAUCUUCAUUUGAGUUGAAUUUUGAUUAUGAAACAUGUGAAGAGGUGAAGGAGAAGGUUGAUUUGGAAAUAGAACAAAAUGAAAAUAAUAAUAAGGUGAAAAAGAAAAUAUCUUUGCAAUUAGAUUAUGAUGCAGUAAUCAUUGCAUGGGAUAGCCAAAAAUGUCCAUGGACUAAUGGUGACAAGCCAAAUUUGGAUAUUGAUGAGACCUUGACAGAUUUCAUGGGGAUUUGUGGAACGACGGAGGUUCAAUAUCCUUACAGUGAAUUUGGCGGAUAUGGAUGUAAUCAAGCGAUGGUAGAUGGAGGUAGAGAGGCAAGGGUUUCAAGAUACAGAGAGAAGAGAAGAACAAGGUUGUUUUCGAAGAAAAUAAGGUACGAGGUUAGGAAGUUGAAUGCAGAAAAGAGACCAAGAAUGAAAGGGAGGUUUGUGAAGAGGACUUCUUUUGCAGUUCCAACAUUUCCUUUGCUAAAAUAA
Molecule: messenger RNA, 1290 nt
Organism: Lathyrus sativus (Indian pea)
Lineage: Eukaryota; Viridiplantae; Streptophyta; Magnoliopsida; Fabales; Fabaceae
Source: the annotation of a GenBank genome assembly